AUGGAUGAUGCUACGACCUGGACAUCUCCGACGCACGAGACAAAUCCUUCCGCUGCGUCGACACGAACUUACCGUAUGAAGCCUUACGAAGGUAUCGCUGGGUCACCGAAGUACGCUUCACAGUGCAACCACAUCGGUCAAGAAGGAGGUGCUGAAGCUGCACAUGGGUCUCAGUUGCUGAAUCUCGAUGUGAUCGUGUCCCUAGGGGUUGACAGUAUCCAAGCGUGUUGCAACGCGUGCGCCCGCACCAAGCUCUGCAUUGCAUUCACCUUCCGACCACUCUUGUGCGUGUUGGCACGUUUGAAGGACGACAAAGUGGCGGGUCAGCCUGGCUUGAAUGAUCUUUUGAGCCUGACUAAUGUGUGA
This is a messenger RNA of Peronospora belbahrii, 366 nucleotides long. NCBI's taxonomy places the organism in Eukaryota, Oomycota, Peronosporomycetes, Peronosporales, Peronosporaceae. The record is from the annotation of a GenBank genome assembly.